AUGGCUGCGGCUACAGUGGAAUUGCCCUAUAUCUCAGCGCAUUACUCGAUACCCGAGUCGACCCUCACAACCCUUGCUCAAGCCCCUACCGUUGAGCUGGUCAACCAGUUGUUAGAAGCUAUAGCAAAAAGGGCGCGGGAGAAUGACGAGCUAAAGUCCGACAAGCUUCGCUUGGAAGUAGAGCUCGAAAAUGCUGUCCGCAGCAGUGAGUCCAAGAUCAAGGUGCUCAAGGCUUCCGUUGAGAAGAGCCACGCAGAGGUUGAGGGUUUAAGACAAAACCAGAAAGAAUCAGAAAACGCUAGGGCAACGUUAGAGUCAGAGAUUGCCACACUCAGGUCAUCAAACACAUCGAGCGAGUCCGAAUUGAGCUCGUUAAAGUCUCGCAUUUCGUCUCUUGAAGCUUCGAAUAGGGAUACCCUAGCUCUACUUGAGUCCAAAUCGGCUGCUUAUGAUAAACUAGCGGAAGAGCUUUCCAGCCAGCACCAAAAAACCAUCGAGUUGAGGCGAGAACUCUCCACCGCUGAACAAAACCUCCAGGCCUCAAAUUCGGCGUCUGCUAGCGCUCGAUUCCGCGAGCAGAGCCUCCAGCAAGAAUUAGAGUUGACGAAGAAGAACAAUGACUGGUUUGAGAUGGAAUUGAAGACCAAAUCUGCCGAAUACUUGAAGUUCCGCAAGGAAAAGAGCGCACGGAUAACGGAACUUCAACGUCAGAAUGAGGAGGCAAAUGCUACUAUCGAAUCGUUGAAACGCAGCGAGAAUGCACUUAAGAGCCGCCUGGAUGAGAUAGAGCAACGGUAUGAGGAGUCACUAAAUAAUAUUCAACAGCUCAAAGAAGAGGCUACUCAAGUUUCUGAGUCUUUCAAAUUCGAAUUGCAGAGUGCCAAUCGACUCGCCGAACUACAAGGAGCUUCUGCUGAAACUGCCAAACAACGUGUACAGGAGUGCCAGGCGGCUUUAGAGAAAGCGAGGGAAGAUGCAGCAGAAGAAAUUUCGCGACUUCGUGUGGAGGUUGAAACGGAACAUUCUGACAAGGAGAUAGCUGAGCGUCGCAUUGCAGAACUCGAACUGACUAUUAGUCAACUUGAGUCGGAUGGCAGGACUAGAUCUAUGAGUCCAGCCCGCAGUUUUAAUGGAAGCCCCAGCACCCCCGUUCGUCCUGGAACUGCUGCCGGAAUAUUUUCUCCUCGGUCAGCACGAGGAAAGGGUGCACCCACGCUGACACAGAUGUACGAGGAAUUCGACAAGAUGCGCACACUACUUAAUGCGGAAAGGAAAACCAGUCAGGAGCUUCGAACAACAUUGGAUGAAAUGGUUCAGGACCUAGAGUCAAGCAAACCCGAAAUUGACGAGUUACGAGCCGAUCAUGCACGACUUGAAAACGCCGUUGUCGAAAUGUCUAACAUUCUAGAAACAGCCGGAAAGGAAAGAGAUGCGGCAACGAAGGAAGCAAGGAAGUGGCAAGGCCAGGUCGAAGGAUUUGCCCGUGAAGGAGAGGUCCUCAGACAGCAACUCAGAGAUUUGAGCGCACAAGUAAAGGUUCUAGUCAUGGAAGUUGCUCUCGUGAAAGAAGGCGAAGGCAACUAUGACAGGCAAGAGCUCGAAAAGAUUGCUCGCGAUGAAAUCGACGAGUCGACUGUGGAUCUCAGCCCGACAGCACGCUUUAUCAGCAAUAACUUGACAACAUUCAAAGACCUUCGUGAAUUGCAGGAACAGAAUGUCACGCUCCGGCGCAUGCUGAGGGAGCUUGGCGAGAAGAUGGAGGGUGCAGAGGCCCGUGAAAGGGAUGCUGUUCGACUAGAAGAACAAGAGGAAUUGAAGGAGUUGAGGAUUCGUGUACAGACCUAUCGUGACGAGAUCUCAAACCUCGUCGCCCAGACUAAGAGCUAUGUGAAGGAGCGAGAUACCUUCCGUAGCAUGCUCAUGCGCAGACGCCAGACUGUCGACGGCGGCGAAGCAUCGGCAUUUUCCCAGUCUCUUCCCCUUGGUUCUGUUCCGCCUACCGCCACCGAACCGAAAGACGGACCAGACUAUGGCGAGUUACUCCGUAAACUUCAGGCACAUUUUGAUAGUUUCCGCGAGGAGACCGCAACCGACCAUAGCGCCUUGAAGCAGCAAGUCAACGAGCUUUCGAGAAGAAACAGUGAAUUGUUGACCGAAAUAGGCCGCUCGAAUAGCCAACUUGCAGCCGCAACCCAACGCGCGGAGCUUCUGCAGAGCAACUUCAAUAUGCUCAAGACUGAGAAUACGGAACUCCAGAAACGAUAUGGUACCAUUUUGGAGAAUGCCAACAGGCAGGAUUUGAAGACCCAGCAGGCUGCUGAAGACCUGGUGGAAGCCAAGGGGCUUGCCGAGAGUCUUCAAAGGGAAAAUGCGAACCUGAAGGCAGAGAAGGGUCUUUGGAAGAAUAUCGAGAAAAGACUUAUUGAAGACAGCGAGGCGUUGAGAAAUGAGCGUAGCCGACUCGACUCGCUUAACGCCAACUUGCAAACGAUCCUGAAUGAGCGGGAACACAGUGAUGCUGAGAGUCGCCGUCGACUGCAGUCAACUAUUGAAUCCCUUGAAGCUGAAUUGCAAUCCACGAAGAGAAAACUUAGCGAUGAGACGGAAGAAUCGAAGAAAGCGGCGUUGCGCAGAGAGUACGAACACGAGCAGAGCCAGAAGCGGAUUGACGACUUGGUCACAAGUUUGGGCGCAGUGCGCGAAGAAUUGGUUGCUGCGAAGACGACAAGGGAUCAUUUACAGUCAAGGGUAGAUGAGCUCACAGUUGAACUUAGAAGCGCCGAGGAACGGGUUCAAGUCUUACAAUCUAGACCUAGUGUAUCUGCCCCGUCUGUCGAAACGCCACAAGUGACGGAGGAAACGACAGAAGUUAGCGGCCUGACCCGUGAGCAGGAAUUGGGAAUCCAAGUUGCCGAAUUGAAACGGGAUUUGGAAUUGGCUAAAGCCGAACUCGAACAUUCUAAGGAGCAAGUUGAGGACUACAAGGCUAUCAGCCAGGCAACCGAGGAACGCUUGCAGUCUGUUACUGAGACGCAGGAACAAUAUCGUGAAGAAACCGAACGUCUUGUCGAGCAAAAAGACAAGGAAAUCCAAGAUCUGGAGAAGCGGAUAGAAGAGAUCUCUGAAGAAUUAUCUACAACGAACUCCGAGCUCACUAAGCUUCGCGAUGAGCAAGGGGAUGUUGCACGUCGCCUGGAAGAACAGAAGAUAUCGUAUGAAGCCGACAUUUCCAGAAUCAAGGAUGAAAAUGAACGACUCGUUGCUGCGGCCCAGUUCCAUCAGGAUGACUUGAAGGCUCAGGCGGAGAUCGCUCAACACGCUCAACAGAAUUACGAAAGCGAGUUAGUUAAACACGCGGAGGCUGCAAAGAACCUACAAGCCGUUCGCGGGGAAGCCAACCAGCUGAAACUUGAAGUCGUCGAAUUAAAGUCUCGGGCUGAGACAUUAAAGAAAGAUCUUUCUCAAAAGGAGGAAAGCUGGAACGAACUUCGGGCUAGAUACGAGGGCGAAAUUUCGGAGUUACAAAAGCGCCGCGAAGAAGUUCUCCAUCAGAAUUCUUUGCUUCACAACCAACUCGAAAGCAUCACUCACCAGAUAUCUGCCUUACAAAAAGAUCGCACUACUUUACCCGAAACUGAACAGGAGGGGGAGACCAUGUCACCCAACUUGGAAGGCCUUCAGGAGGUUAUCAGAUACUUGCGACGAGAGAAGGAAAUCGUGGAUGUACAAUACCAUCUAUCUACCCAGGAGAGCAAACGCCUUCGCCAGCAACUGGAUUAUACGCAAGCCCAACUUGAUGAUGUCCAGCUCAAACUGGAGCAGGAGCGUCGUGUCGCUGCAGAUAGUGAACAUACUGCUUUGAAUCACAACAAGCUUAUGGAGACCCUCAACGAAUUGAACCUGUUCCGUGAGAGCAGUGUCACGCUUCGGAAUCAAGUCAAGCAGACUGAAGCCGCCCUCACGGAAAAGUCUGCUCGUGUGGACCAGCUUGUGCAGCAAAUAACUCCUCUAGAAACACGGAUCAGGGAGCUGGAGAAUGCUGUUGAAACGAAGGAUGGAGAAAUGAAGCUUUUGCAAGCAGACCGGGACCGAUGGCAACAGCGUACACAGAAUAUCCUUCAGAAAUAUGAUCGUGUCGAUCCUGCUGAGAUGGAGGCAUUGAAGGAGAAGCUUGCAACACUGGAAAAAGAGCGGGAUGAAGCAGUCUCCGCUCGCGACACUUUGCAGGCCCAGGCCGCGACGUUCCCUGAACAGCUCAAACAUGCUGAGGACCGGGUGCAAGACUUACGUGCGAAACUCACAGAACAAUUCAAGGCUCGAUCCAAGGAACUUACCGGUCGUAUUAAUGCUAAGCAGUUGGAGUUGAAUGCCGUCAUUCAGGAGAAAGAGGUACUCACGGAAGAGUUGAAGACUACGAAGGAGGAACUGAAUGAUCUUAAGACCAAGCUGGCUGAACAAGAGGCUGCACCGGUUGUUUCGGAGACUGCACCACGGACCGAUUCCACUCCAGCUGCUCAAUUCCCUACUCAAGACAUGCAGGGCAUCGUCCAAGGUGACGCUGAAAAGAUCAAGGCCCUGGAGGAUAAGGUACAGCGCUUGGAGGCUGCUCUUGCAGAGAAGGACGCUGCUUUGGCUGAAAAGGAGACAGCUCUAUCCAGCAAGAAUUCAGAGCUAGCUGCCAAGGAUGCAGAGCAGGAAACAAAGAUCAAAGAAAGAGCAGACAAGCUCAAGGAAAUCUUCAAUAACAAGCUUGCUGAAAUUAAAGCGUCUCAUAGACAAGAGGUUGCGAAAUUGACAGGCGACCUGCAGAAAACUGCUCAGCCGGCAACUGAUACUCCUGCAACUCCUGCAACUCCCGCAAAGGAAGGACUCCCGGAGCUCACUGAAGGUCAAGCGAGAGAGCUAGUGGCGAAGAAUGAAACGAUUCGGAACAUUCUUCGUAACAACAUUCGCGCGCAGGUAGCGAAGGAAAGAGACAACUUUGAAAAGCAGACACAAGAGUCAGCAGGAGCCAGCCAAGAAACUCUUUCUGCACUUGAAAAGAAGUUUAACGAAGAGAAGGAAGCGCUUAAAAAAACACACGAAGGGGAGUUGCAAGAGAAGAUUAAGGCAGCUGUUGAGUUGUCAGAUAAGAAGAGUCUCGCCAGAAUAAGCAUGCUUGAUACACGAUUCAAAACUUCACAGGCGAAGCUUGAUGUGGUUCAGAAGGCAGCCAACGAAACGCCCCAGAAGCCAGUCGUGGAGGUGUGGGAGGUUGCAAAAACUGCAAGACCUUCACCUGCUGCACAAGCCCCAAAGCCUCCCCAAGCAACGACUCUCCCAACGGUGACACAACCCGCUCCUGCAGCUCCUCCAUCCAUCCCAGCUCAGACGGCCGCCCCAAAUACUGUCGCUCCACCCCCAGCCGCACCUCCGACAGGACCUCAGACACAGGAGCUUGCUCAAGCCCAACCACAGCAACCACAACAAGCCCAGGCAUCACCGGCAACAGUUGCGGCGAAUGCUACUCCAGGUUCACCUGCUCAGGCUCAGCAGAAUAAGCCAUCACCGACGUUACCCAACAAGCCACCGGCUGGUACUGGCCCAGGGGUACUAAGAGCGCUCCAGUCAGGGCUACCAGUCGCUAGAGGUGGUCGAGGAGCUGGACGUGGCGCUCCUCACGCACAAGCUGCUGAGCAGCAGCAACAACAGCAGGGCGGGCGCGGUUCAGGCCUCCCUCGCAGCCGAGGUGGGCGGGGUGGAGGGCAUGGUUUACGUGGAGGAAACCAAAAUGUCCAGAAUACGAAUACCCAACAACAUACGACUGGUGGUGGCAGAGGCGGAUUGAACGUUCAAGCUCGUCAGUUUAUCCCCCAAGGGAACAAACGUUCUCGAGAGGACGGUCCAGAGGCCAGUGGUGAGGGAGGAAAUGUCGGGAAGAGAAUGAGAGGCGGAGGCCAUGCAAGAGGGUCUUAGGAUGGGGGACUAUCUUUUUUACUUUUGUCAGUUCUCGUUUUCAGAUGAUUUAAGCAUAUCUGCUAUUGAUUACAUUCUUAUCUAUAUGCCAUUUUGUCUUGAGUGUCUUCGAGCUUUUUCUGCUCAUUGAAUUUGGUUUCGAGCAUCUGCCCGAAGAGAAGUGAGAUCUGGCAGCCAGAGAUUUUAUUACCUUAUUUUCAUUUGUUUCAUCUUCCCAGCACUAUGUUUACUGGUGCAUGAUGAUGAUUACUGUUCUAUUGAUUCUUCUUGACGUGAAAAGGGACGGGAUUUUUGGAAGGAGAGAAACAUGUAAAAUAUCGAACAUCUAUUCAUCUAUCCUUUACUUGGGUAUACAGAAUUAGCACCAAAACGAAUAAAGUGGUAUCAUCGC
Monascus purpureus is the source of this 6346-nucleotide messenger RNA. NCBI's taxonomy places the organism in Eukaryota, Fungi, Ascomycota, Eurotiomycetes, Eurotiales, Aspergillaceae. The record is from the annotation of a GenBank genome assembly.